Mytilus trossulus (common blue mussel) is the source of this 576-nucleotide messenger RNA. RefSeq names its product leucine-rich repeat-containing protein 15-like. Gene Ontology annotation, cellular component: membrane. The transcript is spliced from 7 exons. Lineage: Eukaryota; Metazoa; Mollusca; Bivalvia; Mytilida; Mytilidae. Gene Ontology annotation, molecular function: protein binding; serine-type endopeptidase activity. Bases 1 to 576 code for a protein of 191 amino acids. The record is from RefSeq and is a predicted model, not a curated record.
AUGAAAAUUGGGAAUGGUUGUUUGUCAAAGAUACAACAACCCGACCAAAGAGCAGAACAGCCAAAUGACACCAAAGGAUCGUCCAUGGGAGAUACUUUUAGUAAAAGCAGAAAAAGAAUACCAUUACUUCUAAAGUUGUUGUUGACAAUAGGAAUCAUGCUAAUUGUUAGCUUAUCAACAGUUGGUUUAGUCCAGGGAUGUUCUAGUUUCAGAGCUUUGAACGACAAUAGCAUCACCUCUUUAGAACCAAACACGUUUGCUGGAUUGACAUCCUUAAAGUCUUUAUAUCUGUCCAGCAAUAGUAUUACCUCAAUAGAACCAGGCACGUUUUCUGAAAUAAAAUCCCUAGAGUAUUUAUAUAUGGGCGACAAUAGCAUCACCUCGAUAGACUCAAAUGCGUUUUAUGGAUUAACAUCCCUGCGGUAUUUAAGUCUGCAAGACAAUAACAUCAACUCAAUAGAACCAAAUACAUUUUCUGGAUUGACAUCUCUAGAGGAUUUAGAUCUUAGUGACAAUAGCAUUACCUCAAUAGAAGAAAACGUGUUUCUUAGAUUAACAUUCCUACAGAAUUUGUAA